AUGUCGGAAGACGCCGACGUUGUCGCUGCUCAACAGCCCGCCCCAUCCGCGACAACAGCGACCACCGCGCCGCGAAAGAAACGCAAGAGAAAGACCACAGGCGGCGGAGCCGCAGAUGACUGUUUUACAUGCUCCAGUGCCGGUCUGAAUUGUGACCGCCGUCGUCCGUAUUGCAGCCAGUGCCUCGAUCACGGCAGGGAUUGCGCCGGUUACAAAACAACCCUGACCUGGGGCGUGGGAGUUGCUAGUCGAGGCAAACUGCGUGGACUGACGCUCCCAGUUUCGGAGGGCAUACAGUCGACAUCGCCGCCAUCACCCGCAACGAAACCUCGCAAGCAGAGUAUCGCUGCACCAGCUACCACCAGGGCCAGAACGUCACCAGCCGCUCCAAAAUCUCCCCGGAAGUCUCCUGCCGAAUCCCCUGCGGUCGUCGACACAAAUUAUAGGUCMCCCGAGCCUGUCGCCGAUACGAUAAACGGAGCGCAUCAACAACCGUCGACUUGGGGACCUCCGACACCACGAUACCCAGCAACUACAAUAUCAGAAGUGAUCUUUCCCGAUCAUCAUAACCGCACUGCAAGCGAUGGGUCGUUGGUUUUUCCCACAGAUGGCCCAUUCUAUGCCUCACAGACCCCAGGGAUACUGCCAACGUCGUCAGCAGCGCAACAGGCGUGGUUGGUUCCUAUAAAUACUACUCUCUCUGCAUAUCCUGCGGUCAGUAAACAAAACGCACAUUAUCAUCAUGUCCGAAAUCAACGCCCUCAAACUGGCUUCUACACAUGGUCACAGCCAAUCACAGGAAAACGGCGCGCAUCGUCAAUUGAAGAAGACGAAGACAUCACGCUAAACGAAGAAGAGGCAAUUAUCUCUCCGGUGUACUCGGAAUCGGUAUAUAUGGACCAAUACUCGAUCUUCGGCUAUCAGCAGAAUCAAGAUCCCUGGAGGUUUUCAGCAAGUCCUUUUGCAAACUCGUUGCCAGACCAACUAUUAGAACAAUCAGUUGGCCGCACACCUCGAAUACGAUAUUUGAUCAGCUACUUUGCGGAAGUAAUUGCUCCAGUGAUAGUUGCCUUUGACCGGCCGAGCAAUCCCUAUCGAACACGCAUUUUACAAUUGGCACGCCAUAGUGAGACCCUGCAACACGCCAUUGCAGCUUUAUCAGCGAGCAAUAUACGCCAGAGACGAGAGGAAAAGAUCUUGUCUACCGAAAGGACAGAACAAGCCCGAAAGUCGUCAUGGGCUCAUCGCGCAUUGACGGACGUCUCGUUUCAGGAACGACAUGGAAUUCUAGAUUUUGCAGGGGAUAACCGCGAAGAAGUUUUCCACAAGUCUGUGGCGAUCAAAUCGCUAAACGCCUUGCUCGCAGAUCCGUCGAAACGGCACCAUGAUUCAGUUCUAGCUUCCCUGCUAAUACUCUGUCUAUUCCAUGUAUGUGAAACCGGUGUCGCGCAAUUCCAAACCCAAUUCGCUGGGGUCAGGAAACUUCUAGCUAUGAGACAUCGCAUGAACAUGCCCGAGUCGGAAGAGGCCCGGUGGUGUACGAGAAUGUUCACCUGGUUCGAUGCCAUGACCGCCACUAUCAACAAUAGGGAAGGUCAACUGCAAGGCCUGUAUUUAGAUAUGACUUGUGCGUCAGACGAGGAGUGGGCCAUGGAGAAUUUGGCCGGCUGCGACGGGCGAUUAUUCAAAGUAAUGGCCCGACUAGGACGUUUGAAUAUGUUGAGCCAAAAUCAGCAUGUUGAUCCUUCGUAUAACAUCGACAUGCCUGCAGCUAUGCCGGUUGUUCCUCCUGCAUUGUCUCAUUACACCCCAAACGGAAUGAAUGCGGCUUAUGCAGCGACGCUUUAUGCCCACCCUCAAGCGGCGCAAUGGGGCAAUCCCGAAUUUUGGGCCGAAUGGCACUCAAUUCGCCAACAGCUUGAAAGCUGGCGACUCGAUCCUACACAAUUCGCCGGCGUGCAUGACAGCAAUCAACUCACUCAAUCACCUUCCAAUUCUUGCGGUUCGCUAUCAGCGACUUCUGGGCCCACCAUGAUGUCUUCACCGACGACGCCGAAUUCGAGUGUAACAGUGGCACCAAGUAACCUUGCUGAUCUGUCCAACAUCUCCGAAGCAUUCCGAUAUGCUGCGUUGCUAUACACAGAACGACUCGCACAUCCUGACUUACCAUCGACAAACCCCCGCAUUCAAACCUUUGUCCUCACUGCGAUGCACUAUAUUGCCGCCGUCCAGUCGGAUGUAUAUUUAUUAUGGCCGUUAUUUAUUACGGGCUCCGAAUGUGUAUAUGAAGAGCACCGUACAGCGAUUCGCAAUCGCUGCAAGGAUAUUCAGAAUGACUCUGGUUUCUACAACAAUAUAUCCUGUCUUGAGUUGCUGGAAAAGAUCUGGGCUAAAAACCCGCCCGUCACGAGCCAACAACAGCAACACCUUUCUGUACCAUAUCAGAGUCAUCAGAACCUAUAUCCGAAUCAUGGGUACUCAGGCACCCCUGUGUCGAAUAUGCGUGCUCAGACGCAGGACCCUGGCGCUGUAUCUAACAGGAUUCCCCAAGAUGGCAUUGGGUUCAGAUGGCGCAGUAUUAUCGAAGGAGAAGGAGUCGACGGGGAGUACAUGGUAUUAUAG
Molecule: messenger RNA, 2622 nt
Organism: Talaromyces amestolkiae
Lineage: Eukaryota; Fungi; Ascomycota; Eurotiomycetes; Eurotiales; Trichocomaceae
Exons: 1
Coding region: 1-2622 (873 amino acids)
Biological process (GO): positive regulation of transcription by RNA polymerase II
Cellular component (GO): nucleus
Molecular function (GO): DNA-binding transcription factor activity, RNA polymerase II-specific; zinc ion binding; transcription cis-regulatory region binding
Source: RefSeq, a predicted model, not a curated record